Messenger RNA from Cygnus olor (mute swan), 6162 nucleotides. RefSeq names its product protein kinase N3 (gene PKN3). Gene Ontology annotation, biological process: signal transduction; protein phosphorylation. The transcript has 22 exons. The record is from RefSeq and is a predicted model, not a curated record. Bases 2642 to 5497 code for a protein of 951 amino acids. Lineage: Eukaryota; Metazoa; Chordata; Aves; Anseriformes; Anatidae. Gene Ontology annotation, molecular function: small GTPase binding; ATP binding; protein serine/threonine kinase activity.
AACUGUUACUUGAUGUUACCAUUUCUAAGAGUCUUUUUCAAAAGAAUCAGCUAUUAGUCUCCAAGCCUGCAUCGUCUUUCAGGGGUGGAGGUGAUAGUGCUCACUUCUUUUAUGGAUUUCAGGUGCCCAGUAGGGUAACAGUGACAGGAGGUCAUAAGUGACAAGUACAAGAAUCUUGCUUCUCCAGGGGAACAGAUUUAUGCUUAAUUCCUCUCCUGCAUUAAAAACAGAAAUUUCUAAGACAUUUUCCUUGAUUCCACUUGUACAGUACGUUCACUUAGUAGAGAGAAGCACCCUCCAGGUGCUUCUGCUGCUCUCUGCAUCCUCUUGCCAGGGCAGGAGUGUGAAAUAGGUGCUGAGCUGGCCACGGUGAAAAGCGGAGGGCAUCUACCCCUGUGCUUUUUUCCCUCUUGUUGCUUGCAUAACUGCAGCCAAACCAGCAAGAGUGCAGAGAGGCUUUCCUGGAGUUGCAGUUCAGCUACAAGCUGGUCCCGCACACACCCCUACCCCUCCAGGUUUAGCAGAGGACAGGGGCUGCUGGUCCAAAAGCGGCACAUGCCUUAACAACCUCUGGCCCUCCCUCCAGGAGGUGCUGGAAAACAAUCGCACAGCUCCACCCUGGGACCCCACACACAUUUUGGAAAAUGCAGCCUGCCUGCCCCUCUGGCUUGUCCCAUGCUCCUGGCUUCCUGGCCUGGCAUUUCCAAAGUGUAAGCUGUGCCAGGAGGGCUGGCUGGGCCCGGGAAUAUCCUUGGCACCCCAAGAAGUUGGGUCCUACAUGUGUGCUGCUGCCAGCUCACAGUGCCCACUAAAUACCUCCUCUCAGCAGGAUGCUGGAUGGGCACUUCGUGCUUCUAGCUGGGACUCUAAGUAGCCUUGCCUCGGGGAGCACGUGCUCUGAGGCACUGACCAGCCCAUCCCUCCAGGCUGGACGACUUGUUUAGCCAAGCAAACCUUGGCCAACUGCUCCACAAAUCACCUCCCAGCCCUUCUCUUGCCUCCCUGGGAGGAGACAAGAUGUGAAGGAAAGGGGGGGAAGCCCCUGUGUAAACCCCAAGUACAGCAGUGGGCAAACCGACCUCGGGGGGCUCCCAGCAGCCCUCUGCAGCUCACGGAGCCAAACGCGGCCCCGAUCCCUGCCCACUGAAGAUGCAGUAGUGUCCCUGAUCAAAAAACACAACCUAAUGCCUACUGCUUUAUCUUCUCCCUUUCCAGUAUUUCCAGUGAAUGAGCAGUCUAAUUAAAAUAAUUCCUUGAACACUAAAUGGAGCCUGGACCAUGUUACAAAUAGCAGCAGGUUCCAGAUGGGUUUAUAUUAAUCUAAUGCACUUGCUUUAUUAACAACAGGAGCGUGUUCAAAGGUUUUAUAGAAGUCUAAGGCUUUAUUAAUUCAACUUGAUUAAACUAGAUUUCAAUUUUACAUUUUCUGGUGAUUUCCUUUUACUAAUUAUUCACUUGCAGACCAUUUACAAAAUGCUUAUGUUAGAAAAUCUGCUCUAAUUAAAUAAAAGGAAAACAUUUCUGUUUAUUAGCAUCCUUCUAACUUUGUAUGUGGGAAUACUGUCAGCUCUGGAUCCCUUCUGACUCCAGGUUGUGUACUGUUUCAGGACAGAAUAUGUAUAUUCAUGCAAUAAUAAUAUUAUGCAAAACUGCUGAGGAGGGAUCUUAGAAGAGGAGGUCUCUACCACCUGAAAGCAGAAAGCAUCUUUUUCAUUUGUUUUAAACGCAGGGCCUACAACACACUGCAUGUCACAACACUAACGCAGUAUAGCAGCACGGUGGGUUUUUACCGAUAAGAGCUGGGGGAUUAGUGAGAGCCUUGUCUAUGCAUUUAGGUUAUUUUUGACUCAAAUAUUCAGCUGAAACAGCAGGAUCUUGAUCCUGCUCCACAGAGGGGCAGUUCUGCAGAGGGAAAGUUAGUCAAAGACCAGUGCUGGAGAGGAGACAGUCGUCCUCUCCUUUUCAGGGCAGCACCCUAUGUAAGGGAGGGCUGCACUUUGCCUGUCCCCCUUCACACCAAAGCCGGUUACAAGCCGCUGGGCAGAACCGGGGCUGGAAACCACCUCGGUGGGCCCAGCACAGCAAACCGGGCCCGGGCUGGGGCACGCCGCGGGGGUCUCCCCUCACAGCGCCCGGCUUGGAGGAGAUGUCAGGCACCGAGCUACGGAGCCCGGUCACCGUUCGUGUCCCCGUACCGCCACUUUGGCACAAAGCCGCGAGUUUUGUGCCUGCGGAGGACACCGAUCCCCUCCAGCCUCGCCUCGCCGCGGCGGGAAGCGGGCGGUACCUCGGGCUCCUCAGGGUCCGGCCUGUGGCGCCGCUCAGCUGCCGGCCGCUCCGCGGGACCUCGCUGCCAGUUCUCUCCCCCUCAGGGCGCACGAAGACGGCCGAGACGAGUUUCCGACAGGGCUGGGAGCCGUGACCGGCCGGGGACCACCACGGGCGGCGUGUGGGGACGGGAAGCUCCAGGCUCCCCUCUCCCCGUUCCCUGCGGGCCGCCCGCCGGGAACUCCCCCGGGCUCGCCCGGACCCCGCGAGAGGGCGCUGGCGGCGCCGCUUCCCGGGAAGGCUGAAGUUUGAAAAAAAAAAAAAAAAAAAAAAGAAAGAAAAGUGCCCGUUGCUGGUGGUGCCUCACGGAGCAAUGGCGGCGGGGACCCCGCAGGGCAGCUGUCUCUUGCAGCUAGGCAAUGGUGUAAACUUAAUGGAUCCAAGCUUCCAGCAAAAACUGGAGGGUGAGAAGGAACUACUUCGCCGUGCUAUACAAAAAGAACUGAAGAUUAAAGAGGGAGCAGAGAACCUGCGUAAAGCGACAACAGACAGAAAGAAUCUCGUUCAUAUAGAGCAUGUGCUGAAAUCUUCUAACCGGAAAUUAGAGCAACUUCAUUGGGAACUUCAGGAGCUUAAUGCAAGGAUUGUCAUAACAGACAAAGAGGAGAAUAGGACAGGUACAGAUGGAUCUUUAUCUCCAGACCCUUGUCUCUGGGAAAGAAACCCAAACCCCAUGGCAACGAAGGUUGAAGCUCUGAAAAAGCAACUGCAUGUUGAAAUGAAAGUCAAGCAAGGAGCUGAGAAUAUGAUCCAAAUGUAUUCAAGUGCAACAUCCAAGGAGCGUAAACUGCUGGCUACAGCUCAGCAGAUGCUUCAAGACAGUAAGACAAAGAUUGAAAUAAUCCGCAUGCAAAUUGUGAAGGUAUCUCAGUCCGCAGGAGGGAUGGAAGAUGCAGUGGAUCCAGCAGUGAGGCUGGGGACCACCAUCAGUGCUGUGGAGCUGCGCAUUGAGGAGCUGAGACAUCAUCUGCGCAUUGAAGCUGCUGUAGCCGAGGGGGCAAAAAAUGUGCUGAAGAUCCUAGGAGGGAGUCGGGUACAGGAUCGCAAGUUUUUAGCUGAGGCUCAGGGUCGUUUGCAAGAAUCCUCUCAGAAGAUUGAUCUGCUGCGCUUGUCCUUGGAACAUCAGCUUAGUGAACUUUCUCCUGAUCACCCAAAACGAGCACUCAUCAAGCAGGAACUAGUAAAUACUUCUUCCCUGGGAGCUCAGCAUGGCAUUAUCCAACCUACUUCGGUCAUCAAACCUACAGCCCUUACAGGAACACUGGAAGUGAGACUGAUGGGGUGUCAAGAUCUAUUGGAAAAUGUUCCAGGACGUUCCCGAAUGGCUGGUUCUUCUCCUGUCUCUGGCAGUCCAAGUGAUCUGAAGUCCCUUUCCCGAACAAGAGUUGGCCUUGGUAUCCCUGGCCGUAGUGUUGCAGGAAAGUACCUGCGGAAUGAAGACCUCUGUAAUGAGGUCCUUGCUGUGCUCAAAGUGGACAAUAAAGUGGUUGGCCAAACAAACUGGGGACCAGUUAAUAACCAGGCGUGGGACCAGAGCUUUGUCAUCGAGUUGGAUCGGUCUCGUGAGCUAGAAAUUGCAAUCUAUUGGAGAGACUGGAGAGAACUAUGUGCAGUGAAGUUUUUACGUUUGGAUGAUUUCCUUGAUAACGAACGCCAUGGGAUGUGCCUCUUGCUUGAACCCCAAGGAAUGCUUUUUGCAGAGGUGAUGUUCUGUAAUCCUGUCAUUGAGAGAAAGCCAAAACUGCAGCGACAGAAACGUAUUUUCCCCAAACAGAAAGGGAAAGAAUUUCUCCGAGCUCCUCAAAUGAACAUGAAUGUUGCUGCGUGGGGUCGCCUGAUGAUGAGCUUCCUCCCUCCAUGUAGUUCAAUGAGCACUCUGAGUCCCCCACUUCAUGAUUCCAUUCAUACAGACUUCUCUCCAGUUCCCACACAAAAUCAUGCUGACUCAACCAAGCUGAGUAGUGACUUUCCUGUGGCUAAGCUUACCUAUGAUGAUGAAGCACCACCCAAGCCUCCACGCCUUUUUCUGAUGGCAAACUCCAAAGAAUCAACACCAUCUCCUGCAGAUUCUCCGUGUCUGAAAAGGCUGCAUGUUGAGAAGUCUUGCAGCUCUGCUUUAACAGAAUUUCCAAUCCAGGCAUCUCCAAGAAAAAGGGCAGUUCAGCUUGAGGAUUUUCGCUGCAUCGCCAUGCUGGGACGUGGACACUUUGGGAAGGUACUCUUGGCCCAAUACAAGGCAACCGGGAAGCUGUAUGCUAUCAAAGCCUUGAAGAAAAAAGACAUUAUUAGGAGAGAUGAAAUUGAUAGCUUGAACUGUGAGAAGAGAAUAUUUGAGGUGGUCAAUUCAUCUGAUCAUCCAUUCCUUGUGAACAUGUUUGCAUGUUUCCAGACACCUCAUCAUGCUUGUUUCGUAAUGGAAUAUACUCCAGGUGGUGAUCUUAUGAUGCGCAUACAUGAAGAUGUCUUUCCAGAGCAUAUGGCACGGUUUUAUACAGCAUGUGUAGUCUUGGGGCUCCAAUUCUUGCAUGAGAAGAAAAUUGUUUAUAGGGACCUGAAAUUGGAUAAUCUGCUUUUAGAUGCUGAAGGAUUUGUGAAGAUUGCAGAUUUUGGAUUGUGUAAGGAAGGAAUAGGUUUUGGAGACCGCACAAACACCUUCUGUGGUACUCCUGAAUUUCUGGCUCCAGAAGUCCUGACAGACAUCUCAUACACUCGGGCAGUAGACUGGUGGGGAUUGGGUGUUCUCAUUUAUGAAAUGCUCGUUGGUGAGUCACCAUUUCCUGGAGAUGAUGAGGAAGAAGUCUUUGAUAGUAUUGUCAAUGACGAAGUCCGCUAUCCACGAUUCCUUUCAUCUGAAGCACUUUCUAUAAUCCGUAAGCUUCUUCGGAAAUGUCCAGAACGUAGACUGGGAGCAGGGGAAAGAGAUGCAGAAGAGAUUAAAAUUCAGGCCUUUUUUAAGGAAAUUGAUUGGGAUGCUUUGUAUGCCAGGACUCUGAAGCCCCCUUUUGUGCCCACUUUAAGAGAUCCAACUGACAUUAGCAACUUUGAUGAAGAGUUCACAUCGCAAAAGCCAAUUGUGACUCCUCCGGAGGAGGUUGCUUUCCUAACCAAUAAGGAGCAGGCUGUCUUCAAGGACUUUGACUUUGUCUCCCAACACCUUUUAGAUGUUUGAUUCUCAUGCUGUAAGAAACUUGAACAAGUUGUUACCAUCUCAAGAGGGUGUAGAGAGGACUUGGCAUAGGCAACAGAAAAGGGAACAGACUUCAUAGCACUGGUAGUACUGAAGUGCCUUGCAAGCUGAGUUACUCUGCUGUAUUUUUUUCAGCCUUGUUUUCUGGAGGGAUACUGGAUGUGAAUUACCUUUAAGGAGUAGUUCAUUUUUGACUGGAUGUGUCUUCCGCUGGCAUUGAUUAUGUAUGGAAAUGUGAAAUUUAAGCUGGACUUAAUUUAAUGAAAUCAAGUCACUUCUGCAUCCCAGGUUACUCUUUAGAAAGAGCCUCAGUAAGUAGCACAGCUUUUUAAAGUUGCAUAAUACCAGGCAGACAUGGCCACUUCUCACCUGUUUUCUAGAAUAGAUAUGCAGCGUUCCUUCUUUGUAAUGAUUUUUAUGCCCAUUCCUACUCAUAAGUAUGUAUGUCAGAGAAGGAAUGGAUUUUAACACAACCAAGAUAAUGAUGUGUGAGUUUGGUAAUGAUCCAAGCGAUACAUCUUAAGGUAAAAGAACCUCUUUAUACUUCUUUCAGGAUGUGAAAUCUUAGCUAUUGCUUUUAAUAAUAUAAAGAAGCUACAGCUUUGCACGUGCUAUUUUUUUGAAAAUAAAGAUACUUUUCCUUAUAA